AUGACGCCAAAAGUUAUUGAUAAAUCUAUAUUUGAUUGUGGUGGGAAGACCUUAAUUUCGUUGGCUAGUGAUGGGAGUACUUUAUGUGUGGCUAAUAAGAGUGGGUUGGCUAAAGUUUUGCAGACUGAAAAGCCAGAGGAAGAACCUGAAGUUUUGGAGACAUCGAAGAAUUUGACCUCUGUUCAUUGCGACACUAAUUCAAGUUUCAUCUUGACCACAGUCGAGGGUGAUGUGUAUAGGUAUAAUUUUAAGAAUGGUAAGGAUCAGUUACUGGCUAGGUUUGCACUUCCGAUCCGUGACAGUACUUUGGCUCAUUCUGGGAAGAUCGUUGUCAUUGGUGGUGAUGAUUUAGAGUUGGCCCUGAUUGAAUUGGAUGGUGAGACUCCAAAGAAACAUACUGUGAAAGUGGUGGAACAAGUCUCUCAAUUAUCGUGUACCUCUCAAACAAAUAUCCUUUCGGUUUCUUACACAAACGGUGUAGUUCAGUUUUUUUCACUGAACUCGACAAAGCCAAACAAGGUUCAUGAAAUUACAUCUGUUAUUCCAGCCAAUUCUUAUAGGGAUUCUACGGGUAACAAUGCAUUAGACGCUAUAUUAGAUGAUUCUAUUGAUGAUAGUGAUGACGAUGAGGAAGAAAAGAAAGUGAAGGACCCAGAAUUCUGUGACGAAAAUAGAAUCUGUACUAGGGCAGCUUGGCAUCCCACAGGUUUGCAUUUCGCAUUGCCUUCCAAAGAUAAUAACGUUCAGGUUUAUUCGAUUAGAGACUAUAAAUUAGAGAGGACCUUGACUACUUCUACAAAAUAUCCAUCUCAUUUUACUGAUUUACAAUUCGAUACUUUGAACGGUAGUUAUAUAGCUAGUAUUGACUUAAACAACGUAUUGGUAGUUUGGGAUUGGGCAAAUGCAAAAGUGAUCUAUACUGACACUUUCAAAAAUAAAUUGACUAACAUUACAUGGAAAGUACAAAAAGAGUCCAAUAAAUUAGAUCUUAUUUUAUCUACUUGGUCAGGUGAUGUUAUUAGCAUUCAAGAUCUUGUAGAAUCAACUCCUAAUCUAGAGAAAGAAGCUAGCAAAGAAGGAACAGGAAGAUCAAACCUAUUUGUUGAUUCCGAUAUAAGUGAAGGUUCUGAUGAAGAAGAACAAGGUGAUCCAAAUAAUGAUGAUGGCCAAGAGAAAGAAAGCUCCAAGAGAAAAUAUCAUUUUGAUGAUGAAGAAGAUUUCAUAGAUGACGACGACGGUGCAGGAUACGUUGCUCCAAAAAGACCAGAUAAUAUCUCGACAAAUUAUAAACAAACAAACAAUAGAAGUCACUCUGGGAUUGUAAGGACACCAAAUUUCCAUUAUGGUCCAAUUUCCCCAGGUGCAACACCAUAUGGUAAUAGUGAUAGACGCUACUUAACGAUGAAUAGCAUAGGUUAUGUUGUGAGUGUACGUAAUAAUGACCAAAAUAGUGUUACUGUUUCUUUCUUCGAUUUAGGGAAAUUCAGUGAAUAUCAUUUUGAAGAUUUAUUUGGAUACGACAUUUGCUCUUUAAAUGACAGAGGAACUUUGUUUGGUCAAUCCAAAACAGGACAAAUACAUUAUAGACCACACAGCUCGCUCAACGCAAAUUGGACUAAAUCAAUCCCAUUGCAGAGAGGUGAACGAAUCACUUGUGUUACUGCAACUCCAAAAAGAAUUAAUAUAGGGACUUCAUAUGGGUAUUUAAGAACUUUUAAUCAAUUUGGUGUUGCUAUCUCUGUGGAAAAAAUGUCUCCAAUUGUAUGUAUGGCAGCCUAUGAAUACAAAGUAUUUACAGUACAUUAUUCGGUAUUCCAUGGUGUCUCAUAUUCAUUAUUUGAACAAUCUCCUUCUAACUUAAGAUACUUCCAAAGAGAAUGCCCACUUCCAAUCAUGUUACCACAAGGAAACCCUGAAGUUGAUCGCGCAUUUGAUUCUGACUUCACUCAUUUCAAUCCUAUGGGUAUUAAGAGUAUCUUCUUCUCAAUUUAUGGUGACCCAUGUAUAUUUGGUAACGAUAAUGUGUUAUUAAUUCUCUCCAAGUGGAGGUCAGCAAUGAAGAGUAGAUGGAUACCUAUCCUCGACAGUAAUAUGGAAGUCUGGAAAAUGUCAGGAGGCAAGGACUCUAACGACGUUCAUGUGUGGCCACUAGGAUUAACAUACGAUACAUUAAACUGUAUUCUUGUAAAGGGUAAAAACCCAUGGCCAGACUUUCCAUUACCAUUGCCAUCUGAGCUUGAAGUUAGAAUUCCUACGUUGGUAAAGAGUCAAAUCUUGCAAGAAACCAAAAACAAGAAGAAAUUAAGAACUGAAGAAGGUAUUUUAGACGAUGAAGAAGAAGAUGGUGAAGGUGAAGGAAAUGAAGAAUUGGAAAUUCCAGUCAACAUGGCUGCAGAAGAAGAAUAUUUACGUGCUAAAGUUUUAUCAACACUUCUGAAUGACACUUUGGAUAAUGAUGGUGAACUAUACGGAAAUGAAAGAGAGAUAUUAAAGGGUCUAACCGGAGAACACGACAAAUCAUUACUUAGAUUAUUCGCCGAUGCCUGUGCAGAACAAAGUUCAGAUAAAGCACUUUCAAUUGCUCAGGAAUUAGAACAAGAUAGAGCACUAAAUGCAGCCAUGAAAAUUUCAGAAAGAGCAGAAUUGAUGACACUUGUAAAGAAAAUCAACACUUUGAGAGAAGCUCGAUUUGAGCAACAACAGUAA
Molecule: messenger RNA, 2706 nt
Organism: Vanderwaltozyma polyspora DSM 70294
Lineage: Eukaryota; Fungi; Ascomycota; Saccharomycetes; Saccharomycetales; Saccharomycetaceae
Gene: CTF4
Product: chromatin-binding protein CTF4
Exons: 1
Coding region: 1-2706 (901 amino acids)
Biological process (GO): DNA-templated DNA replication; DNA repair; mitotic cell cycle
Cellular component (GO): nuclear replication fork
Molecular function (GO): chromatin binding; protein binding
Source: RefSeq, a predicted model, not a curated record